This is a messenger RNA of Coprinopsis cinerea okayama7#130, 2129 nucleotides long. RefSeq lists its product as hypothetical. The record is from RefSeq and is a predicted model, not a curated record. Gene Ontology annotation, molecular function: protein binding. NCBI's taxonomy places the organism in Eukaryota, Fungi, Basidiomycota, Agaricomycetes, Agaricales, Psathyrellaceae. The transcript has a single exon. The coding region runs from base 1 to 1848 and encodes 615 amino acids.
AUGAUACUCCCUGCUCGCUCUUCUGCGGUCCAACAACCCCCCACUCCCUGCCAUGCCGCUGCCAUUGAUCUGAAGAGGCGCCAUAGCGCUGUCGCUGUCGACCUUCAGGAACGACAGUUGAUCAGGCUUCCCAUUCCACUGCCUUCAAUACCCAUCCUCGACCCUCUCGUCUCGAAGAUCAUCCAAGGCAGCAAUAGUGAUCCUAACCCUGGUGGGGGGAACGGUGGAGGGAACAGCGGUGGAGGUAAUAAUGGCGGCGGUAACAACGGUGGAGGAAACAACGGUGGAUCGAAUAACGGUGGGGGGAAUAAUGGAGGAGGGAAUAAUAAUGGAGGAGGGAAUAACGGAGGAGGGAAUAACGGAGGAGGAAACAACGGCGGAGGAAACAACGGUGGAUCGAAUAACGGCGGAGGCAACAACGGUAAUGGGAACGGGGCAAACAAUGGCGGGGGGAACGACGGUAACUCGGGAGGAAACCCAGACGGAGGAGGAAACAACGGCGGGGGUCAGCCAGGCGGGAAUUCAGGCAGCGACGGCGGGAGCACCGGAGUUCAACCCACUCCAACAGAUCGCGGCUCACAGUCACCCUCUGGCACUGCCUCUCCAUCUCAGCAAGGCCCUGGUCGUGGCGGAAGUUCGAUCUCAGACUCUGACGAUCCUGAAGAAACUGGUCGCCCUCGCACGGGCAACGGCAACUCCAACACUGAUACAUCCCAAUUCCAUCCAACCGAUAACCAACGAGGCCCGGUGAACGCUGCACCUGUGCCCGACGAGGACAUUCACUCAAUUGUGACCGUCUCCAAUGGUCGCACCAUGACCAUUCCCAACACCCGUAUCAGCCCUACUGGAACCUCGAUCACGGGGGUCUCCUCCAACCCUACCGACCUUGCCGACCCCGGUAAGACGGCAUCCCACAACGACCCGGGUCACUCCAACCGAAUCAUAAUCGCCGUCGCCGUCGUGUCCUUCCUCCUCUUCGCCGGGAUCCUCUUCCUCGUGGGUCGACGGUACUGGAGGUCCCGCCGCACCGAGCAGCAAAACUUCUGGUGGUUCAAUCGCAAACGCACUUCGCGCACCUUCCACGAUGACUCGCGCCGUUCCUCCAAGCGGAGUAGCUUUGGGACGCUCGACUUGCGUGGAGACGAUCCGUUUGGGAAUAGAACGCCAAGCGAGUCACCUGUUCCUCCAAUGGUGCAGGUCCCACCCGCGCAGAAUCCGUUCCAAGGUCCGAACGAGCCUUCGUCAUCGAUUUCUGUGGAUCGGCGAUUCUCGGUUGGAAGUAUGGGCAGCAAAGACUCCCAUUUUACGGUCGUGCACUUUGGUCGUGCGAGCCUCGAUACGUCGGAUUCCCACCAACAAGCCCAUACCCCCUUGGCCUCCACGUUCUCAUUCCCCAAACCCCCUGGAAGCGACCGCGCUUCGUCGUUGUCGUCGGCAAGGAGCUCAGCAAGGUCGCCCUCCCCAACUACCCGAAGUCUCGCAGCGAUCGCUGAAUCAUCGGAACCCCAGUCCUCAACUUACUCGAUCGCGCCCAUGGAUAACCGCCAGAGUGUCCUCUCUGGACAGUCGUCGAGCUACUACCACUCGGACGACCCGUUCAGCGACUCUAACGCCAGCUCCGUCGGCACCCACGCUCCUUCCGGUUCCCGUGUCCCUCCUCAGAUCGUGGUGCAACAAACGUAUGUGGCGUGCAGUCCGCACGAGUUAUCUGUCAAGGAGGGUGACAGCGUUGUCCUUGUGGAGACCUUCAGUGGGGGCUGGGUCGUUGCUGAGAACGUGGCCACUUCGAAGAGGGGGAUGAUACCCCUUGCUUGUCUGACUGGAUGGCCGGCGUCGCAGGAGGCGUAACGAACGUGGUUCGGGGCUGGCUUUUUGAAUGACGCUUUCAGCGAGACCCUUUCUUUUUGCUCUUUUACAGAUGAUUCGCCUGACUGUUUUUGCGACGAUUUCGUUUCGAUUUUGGAUUGAUUUGCUUUGUUUCGAUCUGUCUUCCGGUUUUCAAUUUCACGAUGGCAUGAUCUUUGAACCUGGAUUGGACUUACCAUCUGUACCAUCUUCAAUCGUAGCCUUACCAUUCCCGCUUUCUCUCUUCUAUCCCGCGGACUGCUCCCCUAUACCACCUUCCACGC